This is a messenger RNA of Truncatella angustata, 1677 nucleotides long. RefSeq lists its product as uncharacterized. The record is from RefSeq and is a predicted model, not a curated record. NCBI's taxonomy places the organism in Eukaryota, Fungi, Ascomycota, Sordariomycetes, Amphisphaeriales, Sporocadaceae. The coding region runs from base 1 to 1677 and encodes 558 amino acids. The transcript has a single exon. Gene Ontology annotation, molecular function: protein binding.
AUGGCGUGCAUCUCAUUAUCGGGGUCCACGGCUUGCCCUGCUUUCACAUCGUCGUCAAUAUCAACAAAUACGACCCUUGUUAACCUGUACCCGUUCCUUCAAUACGUAUCAGACAGAGCUUCUUUUGAUUCUCAGCUGGAGUCAUACGUGCAGACAACAUAUGUUCAGUCCAAGUACGAGGAUCUAUUAGGAUGCGAUGAUAUCAACCUCUCAAACACCGCGGACCUUUACGCACGAUUCACCAUAUCAGUGAUAUGCAACGGCAUUAUCCAGAACUCCGUCAGUGACUGUGGUCUUACCGGUGAUUCAGCUCGGCCUUUAUGUGCAGACUCGUGCGCUCAGUUCGCGGAAAGUGAGGCCUAUGUCAUCUCCGAUAGCGACUUGUGUGCAAAUCCCAGCAGCAACAGCGCUUCUCAGGUCCGCGCCGACUUCACCAACUGCGCUUUGCCUGCAGACUCUCUAUCCAGCUCUCAAUGUAUUACCGGAAGUUCCAACGAACCGGAUAACUGUGGAUACGGCAACAGCACGAUUGGAUUAUGCUCGUACUGCGCAUCUGGCGGCAUCAACUCUACUGAUACCUGCUGCUACAAUUCAGGCGCGGAAAGCCGCUGUGCAGGAGUUGUCCUGCCGUCUUUGACGACUACGAUCACCCUCAGCACCCCAACCGCCAGUUCCGGAGCUUCGCCUGGGGCGGCCGCAUCAAGCAAUGGAUUAUCAGGGGGAGCGAUUGCCGGUAUCGUGAUUGGGUCGAUCGCUGCGCUCGCUCUCAUUCUAUUCCUGAUCUUCCUCUGCAUCAGGAUGGCAAGACGCAGACGCGGCGAUAGCCAAAAGGGUAGCAUCUUCAACCAGCCCUCCCCUUCCAGGGGCGGACAGCCACCUGUAUCGCAAGUUGCAGCGGCACCACCUGCUGCCGUAGCCUCCUCCAAAGGCUACGAUGUUCUGCCAGGGGGCCGUAUAGCCCGCAUGUCGGCUCUGGAGGGCCACUCAGGAGACUCCCCUCCUAGACAUGGUGGUUCUGCCGGAGGUGCCGCUGCCGCUGGUGCUGCCGCCGGAUACAUGGCAGGUCACAGAAGACGUGACAACCACUCAUCCUCGAGUGAGUUUGGUGAGAGCCCUACAUCAGAUACGCCACGCGCGGGUAUUUUACGGCCUCCUCCCACGAUGAUGCGUAGGCAGGGCUCAUUGUCCAGCAACUCUAUGCUGUCAGGCGAACACCUUUCGUCACCCACUAGCGGCGGAGGAAUGUCCUCGCCACAAGGCGUCGCCAGCCAACAAUCCGAACAAUUACCAUUCUUCAAGGAUUAUUACUCACAAGACGACAUACACCCUGGAGACCGGGCUGCGGUGCUUUGGGCUUACCAGCCACGUGCUGCCGAUGAGUUUGCUCUGGAUCGUGGCGAUAUGGUGAAGGUGGUAGGCAUUUGGGAUGACGGCUGGGCGACUGGCAUUCUAUUGGACGAGCGAGCAGAUGAAUGGGAAGCUCGACGACAAUCACAGAGAGACAGCGGCGUUUCUAAUGCAUCGGGCCGAGGUCGCGAUGUCUCGCCUCCUGUGAGCGGUGAGAUCAAAGCCUUCCCAUUGGUAUGCGUCUGCCUCCCUGAGCACUGGAGGAAGACAAUAGAAGGUGAUGGGUCGACAGAGAGUGGCUCAAGCGCUCAUCCAGGCCACCACAUCUGA